AUGUCGGCGAAGAUCCAGAAGGUGCUCGCGCGGCAAAAGGCCAAGAUCGAAGAGGGAGAGUACUACGAGGCACACCAACAGCUGCGGACGAUCGCCAACCGAAAUGUCAAGUCUAAUGAUUGGGAGUCGGCGAUCGAUCUGCUCUCGAAUGGCGCCGCCUUACUGCUGAAAGCCGGACAAGGCGGCUCCGGGGCAGACCUGUGUAACUACCUUGUCGAAGUCUACCAGAAAGCCGAACUGAAACCCGACGUGACGAACAAGGCACGAAUUCUAGGACUACUACGGGCUUUCCCACCCAACGAACCGGGCAAGAAGAAGUUCGUGAGCGGCAUCAUUGAGUGGUCAAGCAAAUAUGGCGAGUUCCCGGCCGGUGACCCAGAGCUGCACCACGUUAUCGGCUCGCUGUUCGCAGAAGAGGGUGAGGUCUACGAUGCAGAACGACACUUGGCGUUGGGCACCUCGGACUCAGCGCAGAUCAUGGCGGACAUGGAGUACGAAUGGUACGCUUCCGAUGAGCCCUCCACCGCACCGAGCUACGCCGCACGAGCUGUGAUACCCUACCUUCUAGUCGGCAACACCCGCGCCGCCAACAAGUCAUUGCUACUCUUCACAAGCAAAUUGUCGACCUUACAUCCCGGCCUAGGCGUCCAAAGCAUAUCCUCACCCAGCUCCGAUAUCCGCAUCUACCCGAGCUUACCUCUUCUCAACUUCCUCGGUCUUCUCCUGCUCGCGGUGCAGAGAGGGACGUCUGACUUAUUCAAGCAGCUCAAGUCGCACUAUGCAUCCCACCUGAAGGAGGCCGCAUGGGAAGAGCCGCUUGCGCAAAUAGGCGAGAUGUACUUCGGCAUCAAGAUACCAUCUCAGAGUAAUCCUAUGUUUGACAUGAUGAGCAGCAUGCUCAUGGGUGGUAAUAACCCGUUUGCGCCGAAGAAGAAGGAGCAGAAAGCCGUAGGUGCGGCGGCGCCCGCUCCUGCCCCCGCACCGGCAGUCGAUUGA
Baudoinia panamericana UAMH 10762 is the source of this 996-nucleotide messenger RNA. RefSeq lists its product as uncharacterized. NCBI's taxonomy places the organism in Eukaryota, Fungi, Ascomycota, Dothideomycetes, Mycosphaerellales, Teratosphaeriaceae. The record is from RefSeq and is a predicted model, not a curated record. Bases 1 to 996 code for a protein of 331 amino acids. Gene Ontology annotation, molecular function: protein binding. The transcript is spliced from 2 exons. Gene Ontology annotation, biological process: protein insertion into ER membrane. Gene Ontology annotation, cellular component: TRC complex; cytosol.